Messenger RNA from Cydia pomonella (codling moth), 4019 nucleotides. RefSeq names its product nuclear RNA export factor 1 (gene sbr). The coding region runs from base 194 to 2029 and encodes 611 amino acids. The record is from RefSeq and is a predicted model, not a curated record. Gene Ontology annotation, molecular function: RNA binding; protein binding. Gene Ontology annotation, cellular component: nucleus; cytoplasm. The transcript is spliced from 10 exons. Gene Ontology annotation, biological process: poly(A)+ mRNA export from nucleus. NCBI's taxonomy places the organism in Eukaryota, Metazoa, Arthropoda, Insecta, Lepidoptera, Tortricidae.
UGGUAGUAUAUUUUCUUUGUCGUUGGUAGUUUUUUUGUCUGUGACUGUCUGACUGAAGACUGCAUAUGUUGUACUGCGGUGUGGCGUGUUAAUUUUUGUCUCGUUAUAUUGUUUCCAUAUCAUUGAAUUAUAUUGAUACGUUUAAUUAAUACGUGAGGAUAUAUUGAAGUGCAUAUUUAGUGAUUUUUGUACAAUGCCGAAACGAGGUGGUGGAAAACCUAGAAAGUUGAGAAGUGGUCUUGACCAUUAUGAGCAUGAUGAUCGAACGCACAGUAAUCUCACGCGUCGUGUCAGUUUCAAGCCAGGAGCGUUUAAAGGGAAAGGAAAAUUCCGAGGUUUUAAUGACCCCAAAGUAUUACUCGAUGACGACAUUGACAUGGGGGCCAAUUCGGGGGGUCCUGGACACAUGAACAACCGUAUGGGCGGGUUUAGGGGCCGAGGAGGCCGACUGACGCCAACUCCACGCCGCCCCGGAGGCCCUAGAAGAUUCAUACCAGGUCCGCUUCCCUGGUACCAAAUCGUCAUUCCAUAUGGGGGCAAGCAUCCUAAAGAGGUUAUUUUAAAAGCUUUGCUAGGCUUCAUAUCACCAGAGGUGUUCAUACCCCACUAUUACAAAAUAAAUGGCAAUGCUGCUGUUUUUUAUGUGGAUGAUGUGAAAGUGGCAGAGAAGCUUUUUCAUACAGACAGGAAGAUUGUGAUGUCUGAUGGCUUUAAGCUGGUUGUCAUGGUCCGUAAUAAUGCUCCAAAUGUACAGAUUGAUGCAGCGAUGAAGGAAAAGAUGAAACUUGUAAUGGCAAAGAGAUAUAAUGCUGCUACUAAAGCAUUAGACUUGACAAAGUUCCAUGCUGAUCCAGAUCUAGCAGACAUAUUUUGUGCCCUGUUCCGUCCACAAAUAAUGCUGGCAGCUGUAGACAUCAUGGCUGAGAACAUUCCGGAUCUGGAAGCUCUAAAUCUCAAUGAUAACAAAAUGCAUAGCAUUGAACACUUGAAAAUCCUAGCAAACAAAUUGAAGAGUCUGAAGAUUUUGUAUUUGGGAGACAACAAGAUACCUUACGUCGGAUCACUGGAUUGCCUUAAGUCACUGCCGCUUGUGGAGCUGUACCUCAAAGGAAACCCAUUGGUCACCAGGUGUAGUGACCAUGACAUAUAUGUCAGCGAUGUGCGGAAGAAGUUCCCCAAGCUCGUCAGAUUGGACGGCGUGGACCUCCCCCCAGUGAUCGGCUUCGACGUCGCUGAAGACUCCGCGUUACCACCUCGAAAACAAUCCUUCCUCGUUGACGAGGCAGGCAAAGAUCUCGUCCGCGAUUUCCUGACACAGUACUUCGCCAUAUACGACUCUGAAUCGCGGCAGCCGCUGUUAGACGCGUACCACGAGCACGCUCAUAUGUCGAUGGCUGCGAGCUAUUUGACCUAUGAUGGAAGGAGUAAUUCCGCGGGGACCAAACUAACCAGCUACAUAACAAACAGCCGCAACAUAAUCCGCAUCCAAGACAGAGAAUCGCGGCGCCGCUAUUUACGCACUGGCAAGCUGCAGGUGGUGUCGUUCCUCUCUGAACUACCUAAGACCAGCCACGAUCUGCUGGGCUUCGCUGUGGACUUACCCGUCUUCACUCCGACCAUGAUCGUCCUAGUAAUGAACGGCGUGUUUAAGGAGACCAGCGUAGCGGGCACCCCAACCCGCUCCUUUCACCGUACAUUCGUCAUCGUGCCCAAUGCCAACGGCGGGUUCUGCGUCAUGAAUGACAUGCUGUUUAUCACCAACACGACCAAAGAUCAGGAAGAGCAAGCUUUUUCAUCCGGCCCGGCCGUAGCCCCGGCGGCGGCGCCCGCGCCCGCGCCCGCGCCCGCGCCCGCGCCGGCCGACGACCACGCCGCGCUGCUCGCCAUGCUGAGCCAGCAGACCGGCAUGAACCAGCACUGGACCAUGAACUGCCUACAAGAAACCGGCUGGGACUACCAAAGAGCCCUACUGAUCUUCAACCAGCUACACGCCGAAGGCAAGAUACCGCCUGAGGCCUUCGUCAAGUGAAGCUCCGGACCCACGUGGUUGAGGCUGUGCCUACUGUACAUAUAGUUUAAGGAGAUUCAUAUUUUUGUUAGUCGUAUUAAGUAAGAUAUCGAAUUUGAGCAUUGUUGUGACUAGUUAUGUUUGAGUUUGAAGGGCUAUUAUAACUGGACAUACAAAACUGGAUAUAAUCUGAACAUUUAGUACAGUAAUGUGCUGCAGUUGUAGCCCUUCGGAUGGCAUUUUAACUAUGAAUUUGCUGAGAAACUGGGUUUGUCAUUGUCUUGAUAAAGGAUGGCAUUUCACUUGGCUUUCAGUUUUCUAAAUAAUUUGCGAAAUCAUGACCCAAAUGAAGUGCGAUCCUUAUGAAAAUGAGGUUUUGUGAUUUCUGGGAUUGGCGGCACUUUCAUGAUUAAAUUUAAACUAAUUCUAUGGUAAUACUUCUAAUCAGUUCUAUGGAACAAUCAUACUAUAAUAAACUUUUAUUUUGCAGUCCCAUAAUUCUAAUUAGAAGUACCCACUAAACAUUACAUAAAAAAAGACCACAAUUAUGGCAACGUUUGUCGCAGAUUUAGAUUAUAAUUAAAAGUUAAUAGUUUCAAUCAAAAGAUGCAAGAAACGCGACAAUCGGAGUCGAAAAAAAAGAAAGAAAAAAAGAAGAUGGCCAAUUGCAAACUGACUAAUAAGACAUUUGUCUUGCAAAUGAUUCAGUUAUUCAUUUUAUUUAUUUGAUUUGGAUGUUGCUAAGUGUAUUAAUUCGUACAUGGCUGUAUGAAAUAAUAAGUUCUUAAUGUUUUUGUAAUGGUUAAAGAAGAAUAUUGUAAAAGUAGUUCAACAUUUAUAUGCUAUCGUAAGACUGAUUGUAAAUCAUUUUAUCACACGACCCAAUCAACAUGCAAGAAAAUAUAAUAAAUCAACUUAUUGAGGUCUAAUGUUAUAAUUAUAAAUGAUGCCAUGAUUCUGAUUCGUACUAUUAUUUAUUUUAGUACAAAAUGUGCUACUUUUCGAUAACUCAGAAUUUUGGAAUUAUAAAUCUAUGGCGUUAUUCAUAAACGCGUUACUGGCCUGAACUAGCUAUGAAUCGUUUGUCUUUAUCUGUCAUUUUGACUUAAGUAUUUGUAAGAAAACAUAAUUUAACUAAAUCAGGCCCGUAAAGUUUUAUGAAUAAGGGGCUAAUGUAUACUUUUAUUUUUUGCUGUACAUGCAUUACUAAAUGUAAGAAAUUAAUAAACUGCCAAAUGGUUUAGAUCACAUGUUUGCCAUUCCUUGACGUUAAUUCUCUGUAACUAAGGUAAUACGUAAUAACAAAAAAAUAAUAUAUUACUUUUACCAUAGAGUAGAAUUAACUUACAUACUAAACUAACAUUUAUUGCCUUCUUUAAAGGUAUUCGUUAUUGUAUAACUUCCUAUAAUAACAUUGUUUGUCAAAAUAUGACCGAGUCUACGUUACUGUGAGGCUGAAUGAAGCAUGAUCGAAAUUUAAUUUUUAGAUGUCUUUAGUUAAUCAUCCUAAAAUGUUUAAAAAAAAAAAAACAUGAAAACAUUGUACAUAAAUAGGGUUAUCAUUUUGGGAUUUAAGGAGCUACGGGACUGACAUUGGGCGCGUGUCUGUCAGCUGUUUUGGUGUUCAACAAUGCUUGGUUGAUGGAACCCCGGAUCAGGGGUCCGUACAGGGUUGGAGACCCUGCCCAUGCCAAAGCGACGGAACCCCUUCGCGUGGGCUAGUCGCUCGUUCAAUGCUUGGGAAUAUCACCAUGAAUUUGAACUGACACCAUUGUCACAUUGCUGUAUUUCUAUAGACACUUGCUGAUUCUAUAAAAUUUCUUGGUCUGUGGUUCCUUUGGUUGUGGGACAGAGUGGAGACACGUAGGUAACCUAGAGACCGUGUGAGAUUUUUUAGAAUAGUAAUCGCCUUUUCUGUUCGCUGUGGCUUCCUUUGGGCGGGGCUUAGGAGCGAUGCUGAGUUUAUCUCAAAUGUAUAUAAUGAUGAUGGAUUAAAUUUAAUUUAUAAGCA